AUGCCUCUAGCUCUCCCUCGCAGUUCGUCGGACGACAAAACCCCGCCGACUCAGGUCGCCCUGCCAGAGUCUGACGAUGAUUCUCCUCGCGCCUCUCUCCUUACUCCUUGGAGACCUCCCCGAGGGUCGCUGUCGACAGGAAGAAGUUCGCCGUUUGUGCCGAGUCGAACAACAGCGUGGCGGGACGAGUUGAUCAACAAUGCAGAGAAGAUACGGCGUCGUGUACAAGCCGUUUGGCGCAAGAUGACCCCCGUGCAGCGGGUGCUGGCAUGUGUUGGCUUCGUCGUCAUCCACGUCCUUCUCAUCCUGUUCCUGAUAUUUAAUGAACGCAUCUUCGGCCUGCUGGAGCCUGUCGCAGAACGCUGGAAGCAUACUCCUGGAGGAUGGACGAUUUUAUGGUCGUUGACAUUUCUCACCGCAUUUCCGCCCAUCAUUGGCUACUCGACAUGCGGCACCACCGCUGGGUUCGUGUAUGGAGUCUGGGAAGGAUGGUUGAUUCUGGCCACGGCCACAAUCGUGGGUUCACUCUGUUCCUUUCUGGUUUCUAGGACGCUGCUGCGCAAAUGGGUGGAGAGGAUGGUGGCGCACGACAAACGGUUCGCGGCAUUUACCCUGAUCCUGAAGCAUGAUGGGUUGAAACUGCUGUGCAUGAUCCGACUCUGCCCUCUCCCCUAUUCCUUGUCGAACGGAGCAAUGUCAACAUUCCCCACCGUCCACCCUGGGAUGUACGCCUUGGCUACGGCAAUGGUGACGCCCAAGUUGCUCAUCCAUGUCUUUAUUGGUAGUCGGUUGGCGGUGAUUGCACGAACCAGGGAGAAAAUGACCCUCGCGGAUCGCGCUGUCAACUACAGCAGCAUUGGGAUAGGUGCCGUCGUGGGCAUUGGCGUGGGCUUGUACAUCUACAGGCAAACAAUGGCUCGAGCAAGGGAACUGGAAGCGGAAGAAGCGGCCAGCAUACGGGAUAGCACGCGAAGGACCGGCCAUAUUCCAGCCGAGUUUAGCGACGAUCCUGAAGCACAAGUGGCUGCGAACACGUUGGCCCAAGACGAUGACGCGAUGGACUAUUUCGACGAUGCUCCUCCCGAGCGAUUGGAAUACCAUGAUGAGCCGACUGAUGACGAAGAUGUCUUUGGGCAAGGUGACGGCGGUGACGAAGAGAUGACAGCCAACAUUGGUCUGCAAUCACAGAAGAGAUAG
Molecule: messenger RNA, 1197 nt
Organism: Capronia coronata CBS 617.96
Lineage: Eukaryota; Fungi; Ascomycota; Eurotiomycetes; Chaetothyriales; Herpotrichiellaceae
Exons: 1
Coding region: 1-1197 (398 amino acids)
Biological process (GO): vesicle-mediated transport; mitotic spindle elongation
Cellular component (GO): Golgi membrane
Source: RefSeq, a predicted model, not a curated record